Messenger RNA from Diachasma alloeum, 2016 nucleotides. RefSeq lists its product as uncharacterized. The transcript has 2 exons. The coding region runs from base 107 to 1405 and encodes 432 amino acids. The record is from RefSeq and is a predicted model, not a curated record. NCBI's taxonomy places the organism in Eukaryota, Metazoa, Arthropoda, Insecta, Hymenoptera, Braconidae.
UCGCAAGCAGAUCAAUUGUGUAAGACGUGAGGAGCAGAGAUAAAACCCCGCUAAAUCCAAAAAAUUUCACUAUUUCCAAAAACCCGAAGAUCACCGUUGAGUCCUCAUGAAAAUGGAGGGAAUGGAUUUACUCUUUCUUCUGCUCAUUUCAAUCUGCAGUUUGAAUUUUUUGCACGUGGGCGGUAGCACUCACACACCCUGCGUCAACAAUGCCAGUGGUGGAAAAAAUAAAGUUAAAAGGGAUCCGCACGGUGGUAAUUACGUGAUGGACUGCGCCAGCUUCACCACAACAUACGAAUCCUUCCUCCCACUAGUUGACAGGGCCUACUGGAUAAAAGCGAGCAAGGACGAGGGCUUCCAAGAGAGAAUCUCCCUCUCAAUGUACCGUUACUACAUGGUUCAGCACUUGUACGCCCGCCUAGCGCAAAUUCGUGUCGCUAAGGGUCUGGGCGAUCAAGAGGAGCAGCGAUUCGCGAAACACGUGUACGGAGUCGCGUCCUGCGUUCCCUACAGCAUUUUCAUUUUCUUGUAUAACCUGGGGGAUCUGCAGAUUACGCCGCGAUCGGGGGACCGACAGUUUUUCGAGUACUCGGUGAUCGUUUGGCCGAACGAUGAGGGUCACUUCGGCCGGGUGGACGGCUCGACCCACUGGAAGUACAUGUCCAUGCCGGCUCCGGCCGUCAUGGCUCAGGCGAUUCAGCAAGAUCUGUUGUACACUACCAACACAACGGGGAAUCCCCUUUGGGACUUGCCGGAGGAGCUUGCGCCGCUCACGACGCAGGCCCACCCAGGAUUGCCAACCGCCAAUCUUCUCGGCUGGAUGCCGGCCACUCCGCUGACGCACGCGCAACGACAUAUCCUUCACUCGUCCGGCAUAACGCAGAACAACUUCGAUGUCAUCUACCCGCGAUUCAUGUUCAACGCGAAACUCUUGGAGAUUCUUCACGCGUAUUUCAAGGCCUCUUCCCAGAUCACGAUGAACAUCAAGUCGUUUUACGAAGAUAAACUGCAGCAUUUCGGCGGGCCGGAGCAGCUCGGGUGGCUGGAGCGGGAGGUGGCGGAUCGGGCGCCAUUCAGCAGAUCUAUUUCUUAUGUCGAGAGGAAUGUCGUGGGGAAGCUGCAUCCGCUGCAGACCAAGGUCGCGGAUAAUGUCGAGUUCUCUCUCAUUCUCGGGCUCAGGGUCAAGAAACAUUCCGCGGCGGUUAAUGAUUGGGCGGUUUAUGACUGGCAGGAUUAUGAACGCGUGCCGGAAAGCUGGAUCAAGACGAGAAAUUCGGUUUUUGAAUUCGGAGAUCUUCGUGAUGUCAAUGGAACGACCAUCGCGGUUUCCCAGGAGAGGGAUGGGAUCAGGAUGAGAUUCGUGGAUAAGAGCUUUAAUCAUCUUAAUUAUCCCGGUGGGGAGUGAUGGUGUAAUUUAAGCCUUCGUUUCUCGCGGGAAACUUUCCGACGCGGUUACUCGCAUCGCGGUGCCGCACCGCGCUGUAAAUCUGAGCGCGCUGUUGUCACAAUUCAUUCGGAGAGUGGACUCGCUGAUCUCCCGGCAGCAACAAGUGCGGCAACGCCGUGUAAAAUAUUUCCAUGACGCGAUCAGCCGCGUCGCGAUACGGCGCCGUAUUUUUUAUUUCCAGUUAGCAUAGGAGGAAAUUUUCUAAAAAUAAAUGGCAGAAUAUGCUUUUAGAUAAAAUGAGCGAGGCAUACUAUUUUUUUCAUAUUUUUUAAUGAGUUCUUUUUGAAGUUAUACUAAAAAAUAGAAUUUCACCGGCGCGGGGCCGAGGACGCGGGUAACGGAGGGAUAAUCAAAUGUAAUCAAAGCGGAAUUGGAGAAUAAUCUUUAAUGGAUUUUUAUUUUUAUAAAGGUGUACAAAUACUCUGCGAUUAGACAGAUUGUUGCGAUUGUUGUGCUCUACGUAACAAUAUCAUUAGUUUGAGGGAAUAACGGAACGUUUUAGGACUAAUUUUUAUUUCAUCAUUUUUCUGUUUUAUAAAUUUUUAAUAGACUAUUAUAUAAUUUAUAAU